AGAGCGGUUGGAGGGUCGGUCGGGGGGGUCGCCCUUGGCGACGGCCAUGGCGCUGCCUCGCCGGCGGGGCCCGGGGCCCUCAGGAGGGGCGCCCCCGCCGUGGCGGUGGAGGUCCGGCCGGGGCCCGCCGCUGCUGCCUCUCCUGAUGCUGUGGGACGUGCUGUGCUGCUUUUGCUUCCGCCCGGCGGAGGCCCUGGUGGAGGGCCUGUACUGCGGGAAGCGGGUGUGCUACGACGUGCUGGGCGUGAGCCGCGAGGCCAGCAAGGCCGAGAUCGCCCGCGCCUACCGCCAGCUGGCCCUCCGCUACCACCCGGACCGGCAGCGCGACCGCGAGCCCGACCCGGAGGCCGCCCAGGAGCAGUUCCUCCUCAUCGCCACCGCCUACGAGACCCUCAAGGAUGAAGAAACUCGUAAGGAUUAUGAUUAUAUGUUGGAUCAUCCUGAGGAGUAUUACAGCCAUUACUAUCACUAUUAUUCUAGAAGACUGGCACCCAAGGUGGAUGUCAGAAUAGUGAUCCUAGUCACAGUCUGUGCUAUCUCUGUAUUUCAGUUUUUCAGCUGGUGGAGUAGCUACAAUGAAGCUAUCAACUACCUAGCAACUUUGCCAAAAUACCGUAUACAAGCCACUGAAAUUGCCAGGCAGCAAGGGCUAUUGAACAUAGCAAGGGAAAAGGGCAAAAGCAGACGAUCUAAAGAAGAAAUCCGCAAGGAACAAGAGGAAAUAAUCAAAGAUGUAAUCAAAAACAAAAUAGAUAUCAAAGGUGGUUAUCAGAAACCCCAAAUAUACGACAUUCUUUUCUUCCAAAUCCUUUUGACCCCUUUUUAUGUCUGCAAGUAUAUAGGAUGGUAUUGUUGGUGGAUUUAUUGUUUCAAUAUCAAAGGACAAGAGUAUGGAGAAGAAGAAAAAUUGUACAUCAUACGUAAACACAUGAAAAUGUCCAAGUCUCAAUUUGACACCUUGGAAGAAAACCAGAAAGAGACUUUUCUUGAACGGCAGCUCUGGAUAAGAGAGAAGUAUGAGCUUUACAAACAAGAGCAAGAAGAAGAGUUGAAGAAAAAGAUGGCAAUGGACCCUCGAUGGAAAAGAUACAGGCGGUGGAUGAGGAAUGAAGGACCUGGAAGACUGACGUUUAUUGAUGAUUGAUACUUUUUUGAACACGUACAGUCGGGUUACAGAUCAUUGACAAGAAAAUUCAUACCUAAAAUGUUCAGAGUUUCACUGCUGUGUUUUUAGCAGUGUUCUAAAACUCAGGAAUUAUUCAAUCAGGCAGAAAACUAUUAACAUUUUAUGACUUUUAUAUAUAUAUAAAAAUAAAAGCAAAUCUGUUGAUCAGCCUUAA
Messenger RNA from Anolis sagrei ordinatus, 1340 nucleotides. RefSeq names its product DnaJ heat shock protein family (Hsp40) member C25 (gene DNAJC25). Gene Ontology annotation, cellular component: endoplasmic reticulum membrane. Gene Ontology annotation, biological process: protein folding. Lineage: Eukaryota; Metazoa; Chordata; Lepidosauria; Squamata; Anolidae. The record is from RefSeq and is a predicted model, not a curated record.